Colletotrichum lupini is the source of this 1479-nucleotide messenger RNA. RefSeq lists its product as uncharacterized. Lineage: Eukaryota; Fungi; Ascomycota; Sordariomycetes; Glomerellales; Glomerellaceae. The coding region runs from base 1 to 1479 and encodes 492 amino acids. The record is from RefSeq and is a predicted model, not a curated record. The transcript is spliced from 13 exons.
AUGACGAAUGGCAACGGCGCGUUGAUUACGAGCCGGAAAUUUGAGCAACAGACAAGCCCCAUGGCGAAGCACCACAAGCUUUUGAAAGGAAUGCAUUCGCCCAACACUAUGCUCAAGUUGUUGAUGCUACUCUAUUGCCGGAAUCUCGUGGUGACUGCAUGGAACUGCAAGACUCUCUCAACCCAGCUUCCGCUCCCGUCUCACAUGACACGAUAUAAGAACCUUGCAACAUAUUUCAUUGGUCUCUUGGCAUUGGGGGAUCUUCGAGUCUACGACAUAUAUGGAAGCGGUCCUUUGUUGUCUGCGGUAGAUCAACGAUCAACGCAUUUUUCAACUCAAAUCAGUACCAGCUAUAUCACCAUGACAUCUCCGCACGCCAAUCAAGAAGCUCUCAAGAUCAUUCUUACAAAAUUGAAUCGUCUCGAACUUCGCUUCAAUGAAAUAGACGGCAGGCUAGGUGCCAUUGAAUGCUCUGUGGUAUCUGACACCAGCACAAACCUUCCAAGCAGCCCAACGGCUCGACAGUCCGUGUCAAGCUGUACAUGCACCCUCAGUGAUAUUCCUCAACCGCUAUUCCAAGAGAAUUACAAACUUCGGCAAUGUUCUGCUUCGACAUACAGAGCUUCGGUUGAUAGACUACGCCGUCGCUUCGAAUUCGAUGCUUGCUCUGAGAUCGCCCCAAGAAUCUCCGAGGAAGAAGUCGUCUCUCCAGAAUUCGAUUUAGAGGAGAUAAUCGACGGCUACUCCGAUGCUCAAUCCGUAUCUGUCUACCCGUCACGCUCGGUAUCACGGUUUUCGUUUGGUCCUCGCGAAUCGAGGCCGAGUCGCGAUAUUCCCGAUAUUCCCUCUCUACGAUAUGAAGACUUGAUGGUUCAUGCUGAGCAGACUUCGUACACGGAGUCAAGUAGACGGAGCAGAAGAAGCUCAGCGACCGAAACAUUGUCAGAGAUAUACAACUCGCCUAGCACGGCUGCGACUUCAUUUACUCAAGGAUCAUGGGCUGGCAGCAGACGAAGCUCGACUGCGGGCACUUGCAGCAAAAGAAGGGGCUCACUUCGACGUGCCGGUACCCUAAAAAUCAAUGAAGGCCCAAAGACAGAAAACAGAAACAUAGACGCUCCUACGGGGAUGGAACUGGACCUGCCUGUUGCUACAAAGACAAAUUUCAUGAGCGCUGGGGAACGAGAAGACGUCUUGCGUGUCUACCAGAAGGCACAAAAAAGGGCUAAGGCAUGCGUCACUUUUGGCCAAAGAAAAGUCCAAAAUAUCAGGCUUCGGACCGCGGCCCCGGAGCUCAUCAACUUUGGCACCGCCGGCGAUACCGUCGGAACCGGACUCAGCGCUUCAGCAUUUCCCGUCCUCAAAGGCUCGCUUGCUCUCGCAUACCUGCUUAUUGAAAUGACCAGUCAGAGCAAGAUAUUACACCCGCUCGUCGUCCCUAUCAAGCGGGAUGAUCAUUCGCCCAAACAAAUCGGUUGA